ACAGCUUUAAAAGGCAGAACUCUCUUCCUCAGAGCCAGAGUUAUUCAGCAGCGAAAGUGAUAAGAGCUUUCAAAGCAGAGAGAAGAAAAGUAGCGAAAAACUUGUCAAACAUUAGAAGAUCAGAAAACCUCAGUUGUUGAGUUUGAUUGUUUUCUAAAAAUGAAGAUGACAAGCAGCAAAAUCGCCAUCAGCUCUAUACUGGUUCUCCUGGCCUUGCUGUCCAUCACUGAAGGAAAAAGUCUGCGGGGGUUGGGGAUGGAACUACGCUGCCGCUGCAUCCAGACAGAAAGCCGUCAGAUUGGUCCUUACAUCAGGACGGUGGAGAUCAUUCCGGCCAAUUCUCACUGUAAAGAAUCUGAGAUCAUUGCCACUCUGAGAGGGACGGGCCUAGAGGUCUGUCUGGAUCCUGAAGCUCCAUGGGUCAAGAAAGUUAUUGAGAGGAUGAUGUCAAGCAGAAGACGUUGAAAAUCUCCAAACAGAAUUGUUCAAUGCUGGGCUGUUGGCGAGCACCAUCAGAAGUAUUAUUACCACGAGGAGACAAGAGGGGUAUUCCAUCAACCAAGCUGAAGGCAAAUCCGGGCUUAUUUCCUUUAGCCUCGCUAUUCUCAGCUAGAGCUGCGUUCCAUUAACGUGACUUAAGGGAAUCUCUGCUAAGUAACCAUGGCAACUUAUCCGACCACCCUGGUCGGUAGCAGACUAACUGUCAGGCUCAGGCCUACUUGAUUGGAGUUUCAGAAAAGUCUCAUCUCUCGGCAAUAAGUGCACCAUCAGAAGGUUCCGCCAAGCCUAGUCCUCACGAUUUUGUCAUAAAUGUACAUAUAUGAAGGAGCCUACUACAAACAGCGUAUAUUUUCCCUCAGGGUCUAAGAUGAAAUGAUGCAAAUAAAAUAAUUUCAUUAAUUGCUAUCUAUUGUUAUAGUGGAUAUUUUCUCAACACAUUUUUAUACAAGUAGGCCUACUAGAAUACUAUGCAUUCUAUCAUAAUUGGGAACCAGCAUUUGGGUGAGUGGUCUACCAUGUAGUACGGGUGACCUGAGUUCGCGUCCUUUAGGCUACGUCAUUGAAUUCUUGGUGUUGGCUUAUUUUUGUCCUUUAUAUUAGAGAAAUUAGGCCUAACUAUUGACUUUUUAUAUUAUAAAUAUGUCUUACAUCCCUAGAACCCAAAUAUAACUUUCAAAGUCCCAUGGUAAAGUUAAUGUUAAUAUUAAUGUUACUGAUAGUGAAGCCUUUGUGUCAAUGACAAAGACACUGUUUCUCGGCAGGCAGCCAAAACCACCUCUGUUUAUGGUCAAUCAAUUUAGAAUAUUCAAAGAAAUGGAAAAUA
Gadus chalcogrammus (walleye pollock) is the source of this 1324-nucleotide messenger RNA. RefSeq names its product interleukin-8-like. Gene Ontology annotation, cellular component: extracellular region. Lineage: Eukaryota; Metazoa; Chordata; Actinopteri; Gadiformes; Gadidae. Gene Ontology annotation, biological process: antimicrobial humoral immune response mediated by antimicrobial peptide; chemokine-mediated signaling pathway; inflammatory response. Bases 160 to 465 code for a protein of 101 amino acids. The record is from RefSeq and is a predicted model, not a curated record. Gene Ontology annotation, molecular function: chemokine activity; CXCR chemokine receptor binding. The transcript has 4 exons.